AUGAGUGAAUCGGUUCUCUACCGCGUGCAAGACCAGGAUCCUUCGUUCGGCGGUGACGGCUUCGGCGCCGGCAGUGCCUGGCAGGUUCAGGUGUCUCUCUUGUCUCUUCCGCUCCGCCUUCCCGAGAGGAGAGGCAGGGAGCAAGCGGCGUGCGAGGAAGGCGCAACCCCAGGAUGCCCACGGAGAGAGAGGGCCGAAGGACAUCUGAAGGGGAAAAAAGGGGCGACAGAGACAGUCCGGAGACAGAAGGAAGAAGGCCAGGCGGGACAUGAGGCGCGUGAAGGAGCAAAUGGAACUUCCUGCGACAGGACAGGCGGCAACGCCCAGGACGCACGGCAAAACGCCGCUUCCGCGUCGCCCAUGUCUCCUCGCAUUUCGCGGAGACACCAGCCCAGUGCUGUCGAGCACCAGUUCGUUCUCCACGUCACCGCGGGCCGCGUCGACGAUCGCGUUUCCGCUUUCUCGUCGCCCCUUCCCGGCGUCUCCAGCGAGCCCGAAGGCUCCGGCGGGGCGACGGACCCCGACUUCUCUGCCAUACUGCCUCCGCCCCUCGCGGCUCCACGGCACACCUGCUCUAGUGGCCACACUUCUUCCUCUUGUUCAACGCCGACCUAUUGCGUCCAGCUGCCUCUCGGCCCCACGACCGGCAGGCGAGCUGCUCUGCCGCUUGGCGUUCAGUUCGUGCUCUUUGCGCCACCGUGGCGGUGGGUGAAACCGAGCGCGUACUCGAAUUUCUUCUUCAACGUUCACCACGCAGCCGCGCGGCUGCAGCUCCGCGUGGCUGCGGCCUUUCUCCGACGCGCCCUCUCGUCGCCCCUCUCGCUGGUCUCGCCCUUGUCUCCGCCGUCGCCUCGCUCGUCUGCUGUCUCCUCGCCUGUCUCCCUUUCUUCGCGCUCCGCGCCUCUCGCGCAGGCGUCGGGGGCCGGGGAGAGGCAGAGACGCGGAGAAGCAGAGAAGAGCGAGAGAGAACGGGACACGGAAGAGAAGCGGCGGCGAGGUCCCGGGCGGAAGAAGGGAGCGCGUGCAUGCAGAGUCGAGGGAGAGGGCGAGACACACGCGGCCGCGAACGGCGUGCACUCACACUCGACGGAAGGAGCGACUCGGCGCUGGCCCGUAGAUGGCUCUUUGUCUCUCCCGCAGCCCGCGGCCUCGACCGGCGUUCCUCUGCGAGGCGGCGUGAGCCCUGCGAGCUCUACCGAGACGGAAGCCGCCUUCGCUUCCGCCCCGGCACGUCCCUCUCCAAAUCCUUUUCCUUCCUUCUCAGCCGCCUCGUUUCCCUCUGCGUCCUCUUCCUGUUGUUCCUCGUCGCGGGAGGCAGGCGGAUGGACGCUGCAGGAGGCGGAGCUGCGCGAGUUUGGAGUGGGGGCGCCUCCAGCGUGGGAACUUCUGGUCGCAGCUUCGUGCAGCACGGAGGGCAGUCUCGAGUCGCGCUCGGCGUCUUUUUUUUCGGAGCAGAGAGACUCGCAGCUUCUCUCAGUCCAGGCUGUGUUGUGCGGCGCGGUCCGGCCUGAAGCGGCUCCAACCGCGGUGUGGAUGACUCCGAAAGGCCGCCGAGGAGAGCGGCUUCCGUCGCUCUCGGCGCUCAGCGCGUGGAAGAGCGAGGCGCGCAGUUUCUCCUCGGCGUCGUUCUUUUCCGUUCCUUCCCUCUCCUCACUCUCGCCUCCGGCUUUUCUGUGUUUCCCCGGCCAGGCGCCUGCAGCCGAAGACGGCGGAACGGCCUGUGGAAGCGAAACGCGGCAGGAGGCGUCGAGCGAGAUGCGAGAGGAACUCGACGAGGGCCUUUUGCCGUGCUGCUCGUCGUCGCUGUCCUUCGAAACUGCGAAGGAGCCCGUCGACGCGAGAGAGACGGGCGACGAGGCCUCGUCGCGGCGCAGUGCAGAGUCUCCUGCGCGAGAGGGGCGAAAGAGACUGCAGGCAGGAGAGGCAGAGAGACACGAGCAAGAGGUCGAGAUACACGAGGAAGAUUUCCUCUGGGCACCGACACUGCGUCAGCUGUGCAGCGCAGCCUUUCCACGUUUUGUCGUUGCCCGAUCUGGGAGAGGCAGAGAAGAGAACGAGGAAGAGCGUCCGUUGCUGGACGAGUUCUUUCGCUGCGAUGCAUGCAGAAGGAAUCCUCGCUGCGCCUGUCUCUCUCUCUCCCUCGAUGCGCCUCUGGAGUUCCUCCUCUCCUCCACCCGUCUCGUUCUCUUUUCUGCCGGUCGCAGCGCAGCGAAAGCGACGAGGUGCUGUAGGGGUCUUAUCGACGCCGUGGGCGGAAGCGAGGACCGGGACGCGUUUUUCGAGACGUCCCGCGUUCUUAAGAAUCGCAAAGGGCCGACCUCUCGGUUUCGCCCCUGUCUCCAGUUUGAGCUGCGGGCGCGUCGGGAAAAAGAGGACUCGGAGGAUAACGAAUCACGAGACGGCUCGGCUCUCCUUCUCUCUUCUCUCUCUGCGCCCUUCCCCCCUUCCCACUUUCUCCCUGCUUCUCUUCCUUCCUCGUCUCUUCCUUCCUCGUCUUUUCCUUCCUCGUCUCUUCCUUCCUCUUCUCUUCCGUCCUCGUUUUUUCCUGCCUCGUCUUUUCCUGCCUCGCCUCGGGACGUUCUUUCGUCCAGUUGCCGAGGAAGCCCCGGAGGGUCACGAGGAGACGCUCGCUCAGGCGUGAGCCUCCUGCGGCUCCAAGCGCAUCGGCAGGGUCCGGUCCUGGCAGGCACAGGGAAAAGUCCAGGUUUUCUCAGCUCUCGCGAUCCUUUUGACGCGACAGCCCGCGAUGAGACAGAUCCGCUUCUCUCGGGACCGAGCCUCGCCGUUUUCCCGUCGCCUGUGGCGCUGAACGCGCUGCGACGCCCCGAGAGUGCAGAGCGAAACGGAGACAAAAAACGCAACGCACCCCCGAACCCCCAGACGCCAACGCUGUCCGAGACGCGGAGAAGGCAUGCAGCGAGGAACAGGAAGACGGGUGUAGAUGGAGAAGACAAAGACACAGAAUACAAGGACACAGAAUACAAGGACACAGAAGACAGAGACACCGAAGGCAGAGACACCGAAGACAGAGAUAGAGGAAAGGGAGGAGAAGCAAGACGGCGUUUGUCUGUGUCUUCUGCCUGCCUUCGUGAGGAGGAGCGUGUCGCUCCUCUUCUCGCGUCGCGCGCUCUCCGUCAGCUUGGGCCUCGCAGAUCGCCCGAGCGGGCGUCUGGGAGGAGCGGGAAGAGUUGUCGUGCACACCCUGAAGACUCUCCGGAGAAGCCGAGGCACGGCGCGCGUAAGUCGGGAUCCAGAAGUCGCUUUCGGUCCACGGAGCGCUUGGAGAGGGCCUUGUCGCCGGCGCUUGGAGUCGGUUGCGGGGCGGAGACAGACACCGACAGCCGCAGUGUUGUCUCGCGGCGCAGACGCGCUACGGAAUCACGCGUCGGGCAGGGCGGCGAAGAACCGAUUUGCGAAAGAACGGAAGCAACGGACAUUACGACGCAGGCUGACAAGACGGAGCCGAGAGAGAGAGGGCCUGGCCAGUGCAUCCAUCGCCUCAUCAAGACUCUCCUCAACGAACCCGUGAGAGAAGCGUGUCUCCCCCGCGUUGCCUUCGCGGAUGAGCAAUUGCUGACAUUUAAACGUUUCGCGCUGACGGGCGACGACCGCGCGGAGAAGGGCGAAGCGGAAGCGGCGCUGCUCACUGCUCGGUCGCCAAACUGCGGCGAGGCCUCGACCCUCCAUCUGCGCCUCUCCGUCCUCUUGUGGGAGGAGAACGCGUCGCUGCUCCGGGCGCCCAGUCGGCUCGCGUUCGCCGGGACCGUCGCCGCGUCGCGUCACCCGCACGGCGGCCUCCCGUCCCCUUCCCACUCCUCGUGUUCCGUUUCGUCGGUUUCGGUUUCGGGUUCUGCGUCCUCGCCUGCCGAGCCGUGCUGGAUGCACUGGGGACUCAAGUUGGGUGUGAGAAAGGCGGUCCGACAGCAAGCGCGAACGCUUGUGCGCGCCGCCGUCGCGGGCAUCGCCGGCUCCGUCCUCCCGGCCACCGCCCUCGCUCUCGGACUCCCCUCCGCGUCGCCGACCAAACGCGACGCCUUCUCACUCCCGUACUCGCCCUCGGCCUUCGCUCUCGAAACGCGCGAAGGCGAGGCCGUCGACCGCCGCCUGCUCUUCCUGCAGCAACUCGCCGCAUGCGUCGAGAGAAUGGAAGAAGAACUCGACGAGAGAGAAGGAGAACUCGAAGGGAGAGAAGACUCAGAAGAGCGAGAGGGUGGUCGGAGGCGGGGCAGACAAGGCGGCAGGCGUGGAACGGCAGAUCGCAGCGGCGGUGGACAGGCGGGCGGCGAGGAAGGAAAAGACGGGAGAUUCCAGCGAACGCGCCUGGACCUCCGUUCCUGGACGCAGCCACCCAGAUCCUUCUGGCCUCUCGGCAGCUUCGCGACAGACGCUGUGAGUGUCGACUCGCCGCUGGUGCCGUUGCUGGUGACCGGGCGACGAACUGAGAGGCGGGAGACGGAGACACGAGCAAGCAAGGCACGCAACGGAAACGAGCAUCUCGAUGGGAUGCCUCCCUCCGCAUUCCUCAGACUGCAUGUGGGAGACGUGCGGAUCCCCAAGACGCUGCAUGGACGCCCCGUGCUCGGUGUGUACUUUGUGCUCCGCGUCGGCGCGACGCGAUGGUACCGUCAAAAGUACUUGGAGUUUCCCCGGGACAUUUUCGUCUCCGCGGACAGGUCUUCGUCGAUCGCCGCGCAGCCCCAGCGGCUGUUCUCCCUCCCGGCUCUCGCGCAGCAACUGCAAGAACUGCAACAGGCGCUGGUGAAGAUGCUUGCGCCCUCGCCGUCGCUCUUUGCGACGCUACGGCCGCUGCGAAAGACGCACUUGUUUUGGGGCGAUGCGCGGGAGCCGCGCGGGAGACAGGCCCCAGAGGCACAGGCAGGCCAGGAAAACGAGCAAGGCAAGUACAAUCCUCUUCUCGCUCUCGCCGUUCGCCUCCUCGAACAGCCCACUGCGCCCCUCCUCCUCCAGCAGCAGAAGCAAAUUGAACUCCUCGUCUCCGCCUCGUCGUUUCUCUCGAACCCCGAGUUUCGGAAAACGCAUGCAGUCCGCGGUGCGUCGCCGCGCGGCGCAGCGGCGAGCCACGCGAGAGACAACCAGAGAAAGAACCAAGGAGAAGGCGAAGAACAGGACGAGGAAACAAACGAGGAAAACAACAAGGGACAAGAGGAGGGAAACAACAGGGGACAAGAGGAGGGAAACGACAAGGGACACGAGGAGGAAAACGACAAGGGACAACAGGAGGAAAACGACAAGGGACAAGAGGAAAUAGAGGAAGAGGGAGGCGGUCUGGGGGGAACCGAGGAAGGAUACGGGAAGGCGAGAGAUGGAAACGAAGGCGAGAGGGAAGGGAAGGCGCGAUGUGGAGGCAUCGUCGGGGAAGCGUCUUUUUCGUCGCCUUGCUCUGCCUUUCAGUCUUUCGCUGACGGGCGUUCUUUCGCUUUUAAUCGUUGCUCCUUCGGCUCGUCCUUUUCCUCCCUGUUUCCUUCAUCAUCCCCUCCUGCUUCGCCGCCGUGGGCUUCUUCGUACGAGUCCUUCUUCUCCGCAGCCGCGGCUCCUGGGUCGUGGCCUUUGGUGCGCUGCGCGAGUGUCCUUUUGCGUCUUCUGGACGAUUCAGGCGAUCUGGGAGAGACGUCAACUGCGGAAAAGGAAGAAGUGAACUUCUGGGCUUGGCUGUACGCGUACGCCUCUCUCGAGCGCCUCCAGUGGACCUACGAAGCCACGCUGCAACAGCAGAAGGCGCAGCGCGAGCAACGUCGACGUGUUGUGGAAGAGAUGCAAAGGGUUCUCCGACGCAAGGGAGAAAACGAAACCCAAAGAGACAAGCAGCCACACACAAACCACGCACAGUGCCCUGACCAUCUACACCAAACCCCGCAGGGCGUCCCAGCCUACUCCUCUUUCGUUUCAGGAAGUCGAGAUCUUGUGUUUCUCUGUACGCCGGUGAUUCCCCCCUCGGCGCUGCCUGUGGUGGAGAGCCUGCUGCUGCGUCUCGCGAGUCUUUGGAAGAAAUACGUGAAAAAUCGGCCUUUUAUUCGAAUGCUUAUAGCCAUCUUUGCGGCUCCGUUCGUCGCAGGGCGCGUUGUCGAGGCUCUUCUCGGCGUUCUCAGACACUUCCGACUCGCGCAGCGCCAGGCCUUCUUCGAACAGUGGGCUUCCCGUCUCGAAUCGGAUCCUUCCCCUCUUGUCGAUGCUUUCGCGCCUUCGUCUGGAGAACGGCGCGGGGCUCCUACCAACGCUCCUUACUCCUCUGUUUCUUCUUUCGCGUCUUCCGCCGACCCUUCUCGGGGUGGAACUCUCGGCGGCGACAAGGAAUCACGCGGAGGGGCGGGCGGCGCGGGGGAGAGGCCAGAGGAAGUGGGGGGAAACAGAGAGACGCGAGAGUCGAGGAACGUGGAGAAACAGACACUGGCGAGUUUGCAGCGAAUGAAUGCCACAUCCGACUUGAGUCUUCUCCGCGCCUCCGUAAGGUACAUUGAGAGCGGCGGGAAGGCGACAGCCUUCUGGGCGGGGCUGGGUGUAUCCCAGGAGACGUUUGAAAGUGUCUUGGCGAGCGAAGCAGACGCCCCAUACGAGGCGUCGGCGAAAGUAAGCUUUUCUAAUGGGCGCGGCGGAAGCGAACGAAAAGAGCGAAGGCUUGUGGCAAACCGCCACAGCGCCGGCCUCGCCUCGCUCUCGUCGACCUGUGUUUCCUCUUCUUCGCUCUUCAACGGACUCUCGGCGGUUCCUCUCGACUUUGCCUCGCAUCAGUCUCAGUCCUCGCCGACUUUCCCCACGUGGCUGUCUGAUGCGUCGUGCCCAGGCGCUUUUCCCCCUUCGAGUGUCCCUCCUCGGUCUCCAAUUGUGUCGACGGCGAAUCCCCUUUUUCGCCGGAGCCGCGCGCGCGCUCCCCUCGAGGGGGGGGUCUGCGAAGGGCGUAUGGCGCAGCCUGCGAGCCGCCAGGUCGGCGCCGCGGUCACGAGCGAGGAGACAGAAGGAAAAGGGGGGAAAGGAGACCGAAAAGAGGAAGAAGGAAGCGAACCGGGAGAAGAAAGGGUCGGGGACCUGGGAGGCGGCGAGGAAAGAAGAGGGAAAGGGAGUCUCCGGCGCGACUCGAGUGUACGCGAAGGCAAACGGGAAAGGGAAGAGAGCACGAGCACGGCAAGCUCACAAGACUUCCUCUCGGGUCCUGAGCAGAUUGAAGCGUCCAGGGCGCUGCGACAGUGUCUGCUGUCUCUCCAUCGAAUGUCUCGUCAGCCGCGCGCAUGUUUGUCUCCGUCUUUUUGGGAAGAUCGAAAACCCGACCACGGAGCCGCAGGAUUUCGUCCCUCAGCGAACAGAGGCCGAGCUGCUGGCGGAGAGGCUGGGGCGACAGGCAGCGAAGAAAGCAGAGAAGGGCGAGAACAAGAGAGAGAACAAGAGAGAGACGAGGAGGAAGCGACACGAUGCGGGCUGGCUUUAGCGGGUGUUGUAGGCCUGCCGACGGACGUGGCUUCGAACUUUUUUUGUUCCGAAGAAGCGCGUCUGCCUGUGGAACUCGACGGAUUGGUUCGUGAAAUUUGCAUGCAUCCAUGUCUCCAGGAGUGCUCGUGUUCUCCCGCGCCGCGCGUCUCCAGCGACACCGACGAACGCGAAGAGCGCGAACCAGGAGAGAAAGUGGAAUCGGAGGCGCAAGCAGCGGAAGGGUCCGGCGAGGGCGACGAAGGCCGAGGAGACGCUCACGAGAGUGCCUCUGUUGCAACGCCGUUCCUGCCUCUCGUCGCGGUGGAAAGAUUUCGCGCUCAACGGUGCAGUCGCCGCGACCUCGCCUGCUUGCGGGGUCGACGGACGCCCAGCGACCUGCGCUUGUGGUGCGCCUGCGUCUCGCUGCCGCCGUCCUCACCUGACGAGCCGAACGACUGCAGCUGGCCGUCUUCGUCGCGUACUGGAGGUCUCUCCGACCGCUGCUGUGUCUGUCUCUUCACGCUCGUGGGGCGCGCGAGAGCGAGCGUCCUCCCAGCGCUCAUGGAGUGUCCGGACGACGCUGCACGCGCAACGCUUCUGCUCCUCGACUUGGCGCUCGAUGAGCUGCAUCAGACGCUCGUUCGCCGUCUCUUCGGGGUGUACAGGCAGCAGCUCGAGGCGGGUGAACAGGGUGCGGAGAGGGGUCCGAGCGCGCGCGUCUGGGGAGCACCUGGAGACACGGAGACGGCGAAGAAGGCGAAGAGCCAGACAGCGCUGCGAGGACGCGAGAGAGUGGCGAGGACGCGGAGAUGGAGCGGCGAGGCGGAAGAAGACCCGGCUAGAGACGGACGACGCGAGAGAGGAGACAGGGAGGAGGAGGCGCGUUCGGGACGAGAGAGAAAGGAAAGAAGAGCGAGCGAAGAGCAGCUUCGGGAUGCGAAGCAAGGAACCACAUGUCCGCCAGAGAUGCGCCAACCCCCGUCGCCAGCCGACAGAUGCGGCAGCAGCGACCUUAGUUCCUUCAGUGCUGUCUCGUCCUCUUCUCUCUCUUCUUUCUCCUCUUUCUCUUCUUCUGUUUUUUCCUCUUCUGCCUCUUCCUCUUCUGUCUCGUCGCCCGUCUCAUCCUCAUCUUCCUGCGCAUCCCUGUGUUGCUCGGACUCGCUGUGUGUGGAGUCGCCGCUUCGACGAGCAAGGCGACAUCAAUCGACGCGCAUGCAGGCGCUCUGCGUCUCUGCAGAGUGUCCGGUGAUCGCACGAGUGGCACGGGAGCGCGCGCGGGGGUCCGACGCGUUCUGGCCCGCGUGCAUCUGCUCACUCUUUCCUCUCCUCGGCGCUCUUCUCCCUGGCCUCGUCAUUCUGCAUCCAUGGUACGAGGAAGUCGACGCGCUCUAUCGCGACUGGCGAUUUAUCUCUCAACUCCUCGAGGGAGAAGCCUCCAGGUCACCGUGUGUUGCCGCGGCUGAGAGGACCGGGAGCGGCGCAGAGGCCUACGCCACCGACUGCACGCAUGCACCGGACUCCGCGCCGAGCCAGGAACUCCCGCGCUCGCUCCUCUUCCUGGUCGCCGUCACACGGAGACUCGAACGCUGCGUCUUGCGUCUCGUGGGACUCCUCGAAGAAAACGUCGACGGGAAAUUCGCCUUCUUUAUUCAGGCUCGUAACGGUCCCUCCUCGCUUGCAUGCGCUCUGGUGGAGCGGUUUGUGCACAGUUCGGUCGUUGACGCCAUCGCUGUGGUCCUCCAGCAACUCUCUAUCUCCCUCUCGUUCUACUACCCAUCGGUCUCCUCCGCUGUCUCCAUUCUCCCCACAAACAGCAACGCGGCCGCAGGCGUCCUCGCCUUCCUGCCGUCGCUUUCCAGUGCGCAGUUCAUCCCGCCGUCGUCCUUUCCGCUGCUCCUCGCGUCUUCGCGCUUCGACGAAAACGCGACGCUCCCGGCUUAUAUUCGGGCAGUUCUCCUCUGCCCCGGAGCCGCGCCGUAUCUCGAAAGAGUGAAGGGGCCGGUGCUGGUCAACCAGUUGAGCCGUCUAUCCACGAUCGGUCGCUUGCUCACCGCCGCGCGCAGGGCGCCGAGUGCCGAGGCCGAGUCUUUGGGGUCAGGCACAAAGCUGCGCAACCCGCGGGAAAAAGGGGAACAAGGCGAGAGGACAGAAGCCCGCAUCGCCGGCAGGACACUGAGCGGGAACAGCGAAGAAGGCCCCGUUCCUUCUCUGCGGCGUUGGGAGGCGGAACGACGAGAGCCGAGAACAGAGGAGAGGAGGACGGAGACUGAGGGCUGCGAGGAAAGCAGUGCAGCGCGCCGAGACACCCGACAAGUCGGUACGUCACGGCUUUUGUGGAGUUGCGGAGACGGCGAAACGGACGGGCUGGACCCCGCCGCGGCCGAAGGACACGAGCACAAAAACGCGCCGAGGGGUUUGGAGCCCAGCGGCAGCGCCGGCUUCCGGCCGUUGUCCUCCGACAGGCGCGACAUCUCGUUCUCGUCCUCCUUGUUUCCGCGUGUGUGUCUCUCUCCCCGCGCGUCGAGUCGUCCUCGUCGGCGAGAGGCGGGCGAAGGCUCGCGAAACGCCCAACUCGCUGCGGAAUUGUCCUGGACCUUUCAGGAGCUUCAGAUCGCGGCUGCAGCUGCGCUCGCUGCGGCGGAGUCGGGGGAUGUCGCGUCGCCCUUGCGCUUCUACGCGCCAUGCCUCACGAGUCGCCUGGUCCUGCGUGCGCGCGCGCAGCAGUGCCUGGUCGCCGUGAGUUCCGAUCCGGCGUUUUUCCUCGCGCUUCUCGUCGACCUGAUUCAGCAACGCAGGAGUACGCGGCACGUGGCCGCGGAAGACGACGCACCGCAGGUGGGUCGGAGACGCGUCUGUACGUCCUUCGCGAGCGGGUCGCGGAAAAACAGCCUCGUGGUGGGGCGCCGAGGCCUCGCGGGCUUCUUCUCGCGCAGCUCGCCCGUCGUGGGGAGGAAAGGCGAGGCGGACGAGACGCGCGUCAAGCGAGGUGCGGCGUCUGCGGCGCGGCGUGCGUUCGGCGACCGCAGCGAGACACUCAGGAGAGAGGAAGAACGCGCGACACAGCUCAACUCGUACAUGGGAGAGAGGCGCCGGAGCGUGGCCGAGGUUCUCCAGUUCCUGGAUCGACGGCGAAAGCGAGUCGCGUUGUGCGCCCACCGCUCCUGCCGCACGUCUCUUUGCACGCGUCGAGGUCGACGAGCCGGCCGUCUCCGUGGCCACCACGCCGCGAGGCACGAACCUUGGCCCCUCGCGUCUCGCCCGUCUUUCCUCGCUUCGUCCGUCGACAAGCUCAGCUCGGCCCUGGCCGCGGCCUUCGCGUCCUCGGGAGCUCUCUUGAUCCAGCGCGACGUCGAGAUGCACAGCUACGUCCAUGGGCAGGCGCUGCGCGUGCGGAGUGCCCCGUCGCUUCCGAACCGCACGACCGAGUUGUUGCAGUUGCCGCUCCUGCUCCUCCUCUCGCAUCCGCAGCUCGUUCCGCUUCUUCCAGAUUUCCUGCAGAAGGCCUGGCCGUUCGCCCUCGAUGAGGGUGCGCACGCAGGAGACGCUCUGGAGCUCCAGGCGCUCACCGACGCCGCGGUGGCUGCGGCGACUGCCAGUGCCGAGGGGAGCGGCCUCGUCGAAGACGAACGAGAAGACGGCCCCGACGCGAGAGCCGAAGGCGAAGGCUCCGACGAAGCAGACAGCGACAGCUUCUUCCUCGCCAGAGCCGCGACGGCGCGCGCCCGUUGCGCGCCCUUCCAGCGGGGCCGACGCGACCGCCAGGGCGAACCAGAGGGAGACACAGACGCAGAGAGGGCGGAGACAGUCGGAGAGAGGAUGGAGAUACACGGAGAGAUGAUGGAGACACACGGAGAGAUGGCGGUGACAGACAGGCGCGAUGUGGCACGCGAGCUGGAGACGCAGUCCGGAAGGCUGCAGGCGUCCAUGGUCCGCCCGGAAGCGCGGGGCGACGAGGUGCGGCCGGGAGGAAGAAGACGAGAGAGCGGGGAGCUGGACCUGCGUGCACCACGGCAAACGCAGUCGGAUCUGUGCAGCUGCGAGGACUGUGAGGAGGUCGAGAGCCCCAGGACUCUUGGAAGGCUGGACAGCCAGUGCGAAGCGGCUGCAGAGAGGCGACACGGCGAAGAGGAGAGGGACGAGAGCGAUCUCGCUGUCAGUGGGAAGGCGGGAGAGCAGACCCUGCCGGGCUUCGAUUUCGUGGCUGCGUCGUUACAGGUGUGUGCACUCUGUGAAGGUCCAGUGAAGAAGCGGAAGAGAGACUCCUUCGCGGCCGUUCUCAGUUCUCUGUGCGCCCCCUUUGCUGUCUCUCGCUGUCUCUCGUCCCACCGGUUUUGCGCGUCCCGUUCUUCGGUCGCGCCCGUCGCGUCCAUCCCGCUGGAGGGCCCGCUCUCGCGUUUCUCGUCGUCGCCCGCGUCUCCGUCGUCCACGCUCCUGAUUGAGCAUGCGUCGUGGGGCGAUCCGUUCCGCCUGCCCCUGCGCAACGCGCCGAUCUUCCCGCCGAUCUACGAGGCGCUCUCGGGCGCAGAUGGGAACGAAGCCGAGGAAGGAGCUGAGGAAGAAGCCUUCGUCGAGGCGAGCGCGACCGCCGCGGCCGUCGCUGCGUGCGCCGCUCUCAACGCUCCGCCAGAAGCCACAGUGAAAGCAGUCGCCGAGGCGAGGGCGCGGAGCAGUCGGCGUCUCUUGCGUCACAUUCGAAGCCGCCAGAAACGCGCCAGCUCCCGCGGGUCCCAGGCCGCUAGUUGGGCUCCACGUGUCUCCGCCGGGCCCGUCGCUCAGGGAGGUGUUCCUCCGUCGGGGCUGUCUGUGUUUCUGGGCAAGCGCCGUGUGUCCCCGACUGCCGAGAAGGCCGGCGAUCGGGCGCACCUGACGGAGAGCGAGGCAGACAGGGACAAACUCGAAGAGACAGAGCUGGCCGAACGGCCGCGCAGCCUGGAACCGCCUGGAGGCGGGUCGGAAGCGUGUGGGCAGUUCGCGGCGGGGCAGCGCGAGAGCGCGGAGACGUCGGCGCACGAUGAAGACGGGAAAUGCAGCCCAGUCCACGAAUUGACAGAGGAAGCGCGGUCGCCGCUCGCAGCCGCCAAGGCCGUGACCACUGAUCUCGCGAGGCCUUCUGCGUCGCCCUCGUCGCCCUCCUCCCCGGCAGCGCUGGCAGCUCUCUUCGCCACUCCCUCGCCGGAGAAAUAUCCGUGUUCGCCGACGGGUGUCGCCGCGAAGGCCUCUUCACUGUUUCUGUUGAAGCGGGGCGACGGCGCUGCGUCGCGCAGCAGCGCGUCGUUCUUCUCGUCCCGGUUCUCCACUGCCUCGCACGCCUCGUCCCCGCCGCGGUGGAUCCUGGGAGUCGAAAGCUUCCAGCCCCACAGGGUGGGCCCGAAGGGGCUCUCGAUCGCGCUGCUCCAGCAGUCCCCGAUUCGCGGCUGUCUCUCUGCGACGGCGGCCGUGCCGUUCCACGCCUUUGAGCGCACGCUGCGGCACUCUGUGAAUCGGGAAGUCCGGCGGAAACUCCAACAGAUUAUUUCCGCACUCGACCUCUCGGGCGAAAUGGAGAAGCUUCGGCAAACCCCGCACACAGCGAAGGCCGCUGCGACCGCCGCCCGCGCAGGAGCCGCCGUGGCCCGCGCCAUGGGCGAGUCGGCGCCCGACGGGACUCUCGCCGCGUCGGCUGUCGCCGGCGGAGAGACUGCGCUGCUGCACACCGUGCUCCAGCUGGAGAAGCUUUUGAAGCGCGCGAGGCAUCUGGUCCGGUCGCUCCAUCUACCCCCGGACGCGUUUCGAGAUUUGUACCUUUUCUGCCGCACGCCGCAAGGUUCAACCGAACUGAGUCGAGGCCGCGUCGAAACCGGGCGCGAGGCCGGGAGGCGCGAGGCGAGAGACGGCAGAAGAGAAGCGCGAAGCGAAGACGGAGACCAGAUGGCGUGCAGACGAGAGAGAGCGCGGGACGACGCCGGAGAGAGGGGAGACGCCGGAGAGAUGGGAGACGCCGGAGAGAGGGGAGACGCCGGAGAGAUGGGAGACGCCGGAGAGAUGGGAGACGCCGGCGAAGCGCCGAGAGGGCGGGCGAGGACGUCGACGGGUGCACUGGAGACAGAGAGGGAAGCGCGAGAAGCCGGACCACGCGGGGAGUGGCCAAGCUCUGAAAACGGCGGCGGGCGCGGGGAAGGAACCGAGGCGGCUCGGAUGGAAGACGAACAGAGACUCAUUCAGCGCAGGCAAUCCACGUUGAAGACCCUGCUCCAACAAAACCCCGAACAACUGUGGAACUGCGUCAAGAACGUCUGGUGCACGCUGUUCUCGCCCAGCGUCGUUCUGGCUGUCCAGCGAGCCCAACUUCGGUUCUCUCAGAUUCGCAUCGCGGUUCUCCUCCAGCUGGUUGAAGGCGUGUGCGAAGCGUCCUUUCUGUGUCGCACUGAUAUGGGGAGUCUGUACAGCCGCGCGCCUGGCGUGAAUUCCGGCUCCGGUCCCCCUCGGAGUCCCGCGCACCCCAGUGCCGAGCCAGGCCGGAGCGGCGGGGCGCCAGACGACGCGGCGUCGGCGAGCGCGGCGCGUACGGACCACCACGGCGCUCACCUCAGGCAGCUGAGGAGCGAGGGCGACGCGUGGAGGACAAGAAGGGGGGCGUCGGCGAGGGAUCUCGGCGAUGCGACAGAGCGGUUUUCGAGGGCGUGCGAGACGCUGGACCGUCGGAGUGGAGUCACCCUUUCUGGAGACACUUACUGUUCUCGGUCCUCCGUGGGGCCGCGGUCCUCGAGCGGCUCGGACUCGUCUCCGUCCCGGUUUCCGGGCGGCGCAGAGCCCACGUCGCGCAGUCGCGACUGCUCGCCACCUUCCGCCGAGGCUCCUGAAAUCCGAGAGUUGUACGGCGAGGUGGUUCUCGGUCUGGGCCUCGCCCCGCGCGAGCUCCUGGAAGGCGCCGCCGCGAGUCCGGGCGAGCCGCUGCUCUUUCGGACGCGGUACACGGCUCCCGACCAGCCUCUCGGGGCUUCUCUGUGGGGUGCGGGCGGAGACAGAGGAGACGCGGCACGCGGGCGGCCCGACGGGACUGAAGGGACGCUCCCGACAACAGGCGCGGCGCAGGACGACGCGGAGGGGACAGCGCCGGAGACUCCAGGCGAGUUGGGACUCGAAGGGAGACGCGCCGAGGCGCCCGGAGCGCGCGGCGACCGCCUCAGAGAGAGACAGAGAGAUCGAAGCCAAGAGACAGGGCGCCGGGAGGCCCCCCCGGAGGGCAGAAGCGUCCCUGAUCCCGGACGCGAGCGCCGGACGCGGGAAGCGGUCCACAGCUCGCCUCCCUUCCAGGCUCCGCUGCAUCCGAAUCCUGGAGGCGUUCGUUUCUCCCUGGCUCCCGACAGUGCUCAGAUGCUUCACGAGGCGUUCGCUCCAGAGGCGCCAAUUGGAUUUGCGCAGGCGCCGAGUCCGGUGCGCUCGCGAGGCUCUUCCUGCUCUUUGCGUUCGGCGAGUGCGCGUCGCUGGCGGGAGACAGGCCCCGCUCCACGGCGCUGUCCGUGCUGCCAGGGGGCGAAGAACAGCGGAGCCUGUCGGUGUGUCGACACCGGCACAGGGUCUCGGGUGGCGCCGCCUCAGAUCGACAGGUUCCCGUCAGCCAGUACCCUUCUGCGCUGCUCCUCCGCGUGUGUGCUGGUCUCUGCCGACCUCAACGUCGAGGGCCUGGAGGCUAUGAUGGCGGUCGACGGGGUCAUCGCAUGCAUUCAACACCAAGUGAACGAGCGCGCACGUCCCCACCCGCCGCCGAUUCCGCGGGCUUCCCUCGCCCCUCCAGAGGGGGUCAUGGCCUCCUGGCCCCAGAACGCCGCGCCCUCGGUGCGCGGGCCCUCGCCCGCCAGUCCUGUGGGGUGUGUGUCCACGCCCGCGCUGGGCGACGGCGGCGCGAAGGGCGGAGGGCCCCGGGACUGCGGGCACGCGGGCCGAGCCCCGAGGCCCGCAGGGGCCAACAGGCCCGCCCUGGACGGGGGCGGGGCCCGGGCCCUCGCGAACUUCGCCUCCACGGCGUCGCUGCCUGUGGGAGGGACGGUUCCGAGGCGGUGGCGAGUCGAGUACCACCGAGAAAAGUGGAUUGUUGACGAAGCGUGGAGAGACGCGCACCUGCUGCAGGCUGCGGCGGCGGCAAUUGAGGCCGAAAAGGCUCUAGGCUUCCCACAAAUUGUCCACGGAAUGUGGGUCACGUGCUACGCAGAGGGAGAUCAGGGACGCGUGGAAGAAACCGGCGCCCGGGACGCCCUCGUCCUCCUCAGCUCCAGAUGCGUGCCCGCAAUCGAGCAAGAAGAGCCAGCUGAAGAAAGGAUGCUCUAA
This is a messenger RNA of Neospora caninum, 15723 nucleotides long. RefSeq lists its product as hypothetical. The record is from RefSeq and is a predicted model, not a curated record. Gene Ontology annotation, cellular component: THO complex part of transcription export complex. Gene Ontology annotation, biological process: mRNA processing; mRNA export from nucleus. Bases 1 to 15723 code for a protein of 5240 amino acids. Lineage: Eukaryota; Apicomplexa; Conoidasida; Eucoccidiorida; Sarcocystidae. Gene Ontology annotation, molecular function: mRNA binding. The transcript is spliced from 9 exons.